This is a messenger RNA of Magnolia sinica, 1379 nucleotides long. RefSeq names its product peroxisomal nicotinamide adenine dinucleotide carrier-like. NCBI's taxonomy places the organism in Eukaryota, Viridiplantae, Streptophyta, Magnoliopsida, Magnoliales, Magnoliaceae. The record is from RefSeq and is a predicted model, not a curated record. Gene Ontology annotation, biological process: transmembrane transport; nucleotide transport. Bases 211 to 1311 code for a protein of 366 amino acids. The transcript has 13 exons.
GGCAGAGUAUCAAAUAACUGGGUUGAAUUAAUAAGGGCCUCUCUUUGGAGAAACAGUAGCGUCUUCCACGAAAAUGAAGGGGAGACAGACGGAGAAGAAAAGGGGUAUUCAUAUUUACCAUCCUGCUUGUCCUUGUAGCCCUGUUUAGACUGGCUGAGGCAGCAACAACGACAGUAGUAGUAGAGAGGGAGGAGAAUCAAAAGGAGAGCCAUGUCAAACGCCUUGGUCAAUGGAUUGGCUGGAGCUGGUGGAGGCAUUAUUGCUCAGAUCAUCACCUAUCCCCUACAGACUGUGAAUACUCGCCAACAAACUGAACGGGUUGCAAAGCAGAAGGGCCUCAUCACCUUAGAUGGUUCCAGGUCAUCUCCUGCCACCAGAGGAACCAUUUUCCAAAUUCUUCAGGUUAUAAGAACUGAAGGUUGGGGUGGAUUGUAUAGUGGGCUGAAGCCUUCCUUGUUUGGUACUGCAGCAUCUCAGGGAAUUUAUUACUAUUUCUAUCAGGUAUUCAAAAACAAGGCAGAGAAUAUUGCAGCUGCUCGUAAAAAGAGAGGGCUUGGUGAUGGUACAGUUGGUAUGUUUUCAUGGCUCGUUGUGGCAGCUAUUGCUGGGUCGUUGAAUGUUUUGCUCACAAAUCCAAUAUGGGUACUUGUGACACGUAUGCAGACUCACACUCAAGCAGAGAAAAAAAUUAUGGAGGCAAAGAGUGAAGCUAUAUUGAGGGAAGCUAGUGAAAGUGGUUCGAUGGAUCUUUCAAAAUUUGAAGACAAGUUGGCAGAACUUGAUUCAACCAAGCCUCGUCCAUUUGGAACGUUACAUGCGGUGCGAGAAGUUUAUUUUGAAGCAGGCAUAACAGGAUUUUGGAAAGGCAUUAUUCCAACUCUUAUCAUGGUAUGCAAUCCAUCAAUCCAAUUUAUGAUUUAUGAAAGCUCAUUAAAGCACCUGAAGGCAAAGCGUGCUGCAAACAAACGAGAGCUAAAAAAUGUGAAUGCGUUGGAGGUUUUCCUACUGGGGGCCUUGGCAAAACUGGGAGCAACUGUCUCAACAUACCCCUUGCUGGUUGUUAAGUCAAGGCUUCAAGCAAAGCAAGAGAUAGGUUUGAACAGUGCACUGAGAUACACAGGUACCUUGGAUGCAAUAAUUAAGAUGGUCCGUUAUGAGGGGCUGCAUGGUUUUUACAGAGGGAUGAGCACAAAAAUAGUACAGAGCGUUUUUGCUGCCUCAGUUCUUUUCAUGGUGAAGGAGGAGCUAGUUAAGGCAAUAUUAAUACUCGCAGGUGGGAGCCGGAAAAUUCUCUUAAAUAUAGCGAAAUGAUAUCCUGGGCAGGCAUAGGUUAAUCAUCAUGGCUAGGUGGCUUUAUAGUCUUCCAUAAUCUGUUAAUU